Molecule: messenger RNA, 7683 nt
Organism: Lepus europaeus (European hare)
Lineage: Eukaryota; Metazoa; Chordata; Mammalia; Lagomorpha; Leporidae
Gene: AMOT
Product: angiomotin
Exons: 15
Coding region: 821-4096 (1091 amino acids)
Biological process (GO): regulation of cell migration; establishment of cell polarity involved in ameboidal cell migration; angiogenesis
Cellular component (GO): plasma membrane; lamellipodium; cytoplasmic vesicle
Molecular function (GO): signaling receptor activity
Source: RefSeq, a predicted model, not a curated record
AAGAAAAGCCACCCAUUCCUCCCCCUCCCCUACCUCCCAUCCUUUGCCCAGGAGCUGCCUUCAUCGCAGUCACGCCCCUUCCUUCCGAGGAGCUUUCUGGCUGCCUAAACGGGUAGACCCCCUGAAUUACUUCUUCAUCUCCUCUCUCUUUCGUCUCCUCUUAGUUCUCACCGUCUCUCCCCCACUACCACCACCUCCAGUCUAUCUCGCCUCCCACCAUCCGCUGCUCCACCCUCCGGCCCGGUAUCCUGCCUGUCCACUGCCACCAAGGAGAGCCCGGACGGAGCAACGAGGAGGGGAGCAGCCGGGACUUGGGGCUUUCCCCCUGCCCAUCCCUGGCCAUUGGCCCGGGACUGAAGCCACUCGAGCGAGCAGAGAGUCGUCACCUUGUCUUCGUUGCCUUCAGGGAGUAGCUGAGAAAGAAAACAGAAGUAAAAGAACUUUUGACUCCUUAGAAAGAAGACUGAGAAUCUAAAGGUGGAAGGAAUCCAGUCACUUGAACCAUCACUGCUGCCUUCCAGGAUCUGCACUGGCAGAAAGUUGGAGUCAGGAGCCAGAGCUGGGAAUUAAUUCCUGGCACCUUGAUAUGGGACACAGGCAUCCUAACAGAGAGACCAGUGGUCGAACUCUUGGCGGCGCUUACCCUGUUCCUGAGUGUUAGGGCAGAGGGAAUCUGCUGUUGCGGUUUCUGGAGCUGCUCAUAAGAAAGAAUUCCCUAUCCUGAUCAAGGCUUUACGCCUAAAAGAAAGCAGAAAUAGGUCAAGGGCAGCCCAGGUGCCCAAUUUCUCUCUCUCUUCACAAGGCACCACCAGCAAUAGAGAUGAGAAAUUCUGAAGAACAGCCAAGUGGAGGCACCACGGUAUUGCAGCGUCUGCUACAAGAGCAGCUUCGCUAUGGCAAUCCUAGUGAGAAUCGCAACCUGCUUGCCAUACAUCAGCAGGCUACAGGGAAUGGCCCUCCUUUCUCCAGUGGUCCUGGGAACCCAGGUCCUCAGAAUGAUGUGUUGAGUCCCCAGGAGCACCAUCAACAGCUUGUGGCUCACGCUGCUCGACAGGAACCCCAGGGGCAGGAAAUCCAGUCAGAAAACAUUAUCAUGGAGAAACAGCUGUCUCCACGAAUGCAGAAUAAUGAAGAACUCCCAACUUAUGAAGAAGCCAAGGUCCAGUCCCAAUACUUUCGGGGACAACAGCAUGCCAGUGUUGGAGCUGCCUUCUAUGUCACAGGAGUCACCAACCAGAAGAUGAGGACUGAGGGGCGUCCAUCAGUCCAGCGGCUCAAUCCCGGGAAGAUGCACCAGGAUGAAGGACUCAGAGAUCUUAAGCAAGGCCAUGUCCGCUCCUUAAGUGAAAGACUAAUGCAGAUGUCAUUGGCCACCAGCGGAGUUAAGGCCCAUCCACCUGUUACCAGUGCUCCCCUCUCCCCACCACAACCCAAUGACCUCUACAAGAAUCCCACAAGUUCCAGUGAAUUCUACAAGGCCCAAGGGCCGCCUCCCAACCAGCAUAGCCUGAAGGGCAUGGAACACCGAGGCCCCCCACCAGAGUAUCCCUUCAAGGGCAUGCCACCCCAGUCUGUAGUGUGUAAGGCCCAAGAGCCAGGGCACUUCUAUAGUGAGCAUCGCCUGAACCAGCCAGGGAGAACAGAGGGGCAACUGAUGAGGUAUCAGCAUCCCCCUGAGUAUGGAGCAGCCAGGCCAACACAGGACAUCUCAUUGCCAUUGUCAGCCAGAAACUCUCAGCCACAUAGCCCUACAUCUUCCCUGACGUCUGGGGGUUCCUUGCCUUUGCUGCAGUCUCCACCAACCACUAGAUUGUCUCCUGCUCAACACUCCUUGGUCCCAAACCAAGGAGACCACUCAGCUCACCUGCCUAGGCCACAACAGCAUUUCCUUCCUAAUCAGGCUCACCAAGGGGAUCAUUACCGUCUUCCCCAGCCUGGCCUGAGUCAGCAGCAGCAACAGCAGCAGCAAUCACACCAUCACCACCAUCACCAGCAGCAGCAACAGCAACAGCCACAGCCAGGAGAUACCUAUUCAGCUAUGCCUCGUGCUCAGCAGUCUGCUUCUUACCAGCCCAUGCCAGCAGACCCUUUUGCUAUUGUUUCCAGAGCCCAGCAGAUGGUGGAGAUCCUCUCUGAUGAGAACCGCAACUUGCGGCAAGAGUUGGAAGGAUGCUAUGAGAAGGUGGCAAGACUACAGAAGGUGGAGACCGAAAUCCAGCGUGUCUCAGAAGCAUAUGAGAACCUGGUGAAGUCAUCAUCCAAAAGAGAGGCUCUGGAGAAAGCCAUGAGAAAUAAGCUGGAAGGCGAGAUUCGAAGGAUGCAUGAUUUCAACAGGGAUCUGAGAGAGCGUCUAGAGACUGCCAACAAGCAACUUGCGGAGAAGGAGUAUGAGGGGUCAGAGGAUACCAGAAAAACUAUCUCUCAGCUCUUCGCCAAAAAUAAAGAAAGCCAACGGGAGAAGGAGAAACUGGAAGCAGAAUUGGCCACUGCCCGUUCUACCAAUGAGGACCAAAGGCGGCACAUUGAAAUCCGAGACCAGGCCUUGAGCAAUGCCCAGGCCAAGGUGGUGAAGCUGGAAGAAGAGUUGAAAAAGAAGCAGGUGUAUGUAGAUAAGGUGGAGAAGAUGCAACAGGCCCUUGUGCAGCUCCAGGCAGCAUGUGAAAAACGGGAGCAGCUGGAGCACCGCCUGCGGACUCGCCUGGAGAGGGAACUGGAAUCUCUCAGGCUCCAGCAGCGCCAGGGCACCUCUCAGCCCAGCAAUGUUUCUGAAUACAAUGCCGCAGCACUGAUGGAGCUCCUUCGGGAGAAGGAGGAAAGGAUUCUGGCCCUGGAAGCUGAUAUGACGAAGUGGGAGCAGAAGUAUUUGGAGGAGAAUGUGAUGAGACAUUUUGCUCUGGAUGCUGCAGCCACUGUGGCUGCUCAGAGGGAUGCAUCGGUCAUCAGUCAUUCUCCUAACACCAGUUAUGACACAGCUCUUGAAGCUCGCAUCCAGAAGGAGGAGGAAGAAAUUUUGAUGGCCAACAAGCGUUGCUUGGACAUGGAGGGCAGGAUUAAGACCCUGCAUGCCCAGAUUAUUGAGAAAGACGCCAUGAUCAAAGUUCUCCAGCAGCGUUCCCGGAAGGAGCCAAGUAAGACAGAGCAGCUGUCAUCCAUGAGGCCAGCGAAGUCUCUGAUGUCUAUUUCCAAUGCUGGCUCAGGCUUACUCUCCCACUCAUCCACCUUGACUGGCACCCCUAUCAUGGAAGAAAAACGUGAGGAUAAGAGCUGGAAGGGGAGCCUAGGCAUUCUCCUGGGUGGAGACUACCGUGCUGAGUCUGUCCCUUCCACACCUUCGCCUGUGCCCCCCUCCACUCCCCUGCUCUCGGCUCACUCCAAGACAGGCAGCCGAGACUGCAGCACCCAAACUGAACGUGGACCGGAACCCAACAAGCCUGCAGCUGUUACUCCCAUCUCUGUUCCUGCUCCAGUUGCUGCUGCCGCCACUGCUGCUGCCAUCACUGCCAACACUGCCACUGCUGCCACCAACACCAACACCAUGGUAGCUGCUGCUCCAGUCGCGGCUGCUGCUGUUGCUCCAUCUGCCACUGCUGUUGCUGCUGCCCCAUCUCCAGCAACUGCUGCUGCUCUUACUGUUGCUGCUUCUCCAUGUGCUGCUGCUCAGAUGCCAGCUGCUGCCUCUGCCACCACUGCCACUGCUGCUCCUGCUGCUGCUCUUGCUCCUGCUGCUGCUGUUGCUGCUGUUGCAGUUCAGGUUGCUCCAGCUGCUCCGGCUCCGGUUCUAGCUCCAGUUCCAGCCCCGGCUCUGGCCCCAGCAGUGGCUCAGGCUUCUGCUCCGACUCAGACUCAGGCACCAACUCCUGCUCCGACUGUGGCUCCUCCUACAUCUCCAGCUCCAGCUCCAGCUUUGGCUCAGGCUGAGGCUCCUGCAAGUCCAGCCACUAGUUCUGGAUCACGUCGUUUGUCUAUACCAAGUUUGACUUGCAAUUCAGAUAAGACAGAUGGCCCUGUUUUCCACUCCAAUACUCUGGAAAGAAAAGCACCCCUUCAGAUCCUGGGACAAGAGCCUGAAGCAGAGAUGGUGGAAUAUCUCAUCUAAAUGACCUAAUCAAGAGCUGGAGUUUAUCAGAAACAAUGCUUUUAAUCAUUUUCCCCUUUUGUUUGUUCUUAUUUUUAGGGUGAGGAUAAGGGUUGGGGGUGGGGAUGUUUUCUAAAGGGACUUUUUAUUGGAACAAUAUAGUACUUAAGUAAUACCAUAUGAACUUCAGUCUAUUCUGGUAUACUCCGAAAGUACCUCUAAAGACAGACUCAUCAGAAUGUGUUCUGAAGUCUGUUGUUUGCAUUAGUACAAAUACUGGGACUAUUACCAGGUGGAUAUACAGUGAUAUUUUCAGUGUGCUUAAAUUUGUUUAAAAUUUCCCUCUUCCAGAUGAUUUUCUAUUGAAGAGCACAGCAUGUGUGAAAGACAGUGUGUAACAUGUAGUUUGGACAUGGCAAGCCAGAGAGAGUUCAUGUGUGUGCUGUUUUGUGCAGUUACCAACUGGUUAGCAGCCAGAGAAAGCUCUCACCUCAGGCUCAUGAAAGGGAAUAGUUUUAGGAGCUUAUGUAAGCUGGAGAACAGGUGGGGAGUACUGGGAUACAGAAAGAUGCUAGAGCUAAUUUUCCCUCUCAGUUUCCCAGCUACCUCGCCCCAAGGGAUUGUGUUGAUCUUCAUUUCAGUGGUGCUUUGGAAGUGGGUUCUUUUGGUUCCCUCCUGGAGGUUCAUACAAUCAUAUAUAUAUAUAUAUAUUCUGAAGUAAUUUAUGCAUUUGGAUAAUUAAUAUAUUGCUUUCAGAUGCUAGGAGAGUAAAUUAACUGAGUGAUAUGCAACUUCUCUCCUAGGGGAGUUAGGCAUCCAAGGCCCCUAUGGAGAGUUGCAUGAGGUGCUGUGUGUAGAUUGUUAUAGCCAUGAACACAGCUUGUCUGCCUUUUGUGAGAACAAUCAGCUUAGUAUUUAUUUCUUCUAUAGCAUAGGUUCACUAGCUGGAUUACUUACUAGUCCCAAAUUGCCAAUAGUUUGCAAAAUGAGAGAGCAUUUUUGUUGACAAGUUGAACGCUUUAAAUUUCUGGUGACUGUUUUGAAAUAAUUCAUUCUGUUUUUCCAGUUUCUUAGUGUAUUUGACUAUCACCUCCAAGGGAAUAGCACUAGAAGGCCAAAGUACUAUGGUGCAGACAGAGGAGAGGUGGAUUGUGUGGUCUUCUCAGUUGCCUCUUCUCAUUGCCAGGGAUUCCUUGAAAUAGCUUUGGGAAGCAGUGGGAAAUGUGUAUGUGGGCGGGGACCAAAGGAGGCAGUGGCUGCAAGCCUUGCCAGUCUGUCUCCAACAACACAGAGGGUGCUACUUGCCACAGGCCCCUGCCCUGUGUCACCUUUCUGCCCUUCAUUAAGGUGACAAAUCUGCAGACAGUGUCAUUAAGUUCAGUUUUCAGGGGUAUAGGUAGGGUGAAGGGGCAUUUUUAGGUAAGGGUGGGGGAUAGAAGUUUUGGGAAAUAUUAGAAACCAGAUUAAUAGAAGAAUAGGCCUGAUAUAUUGUAUCAUGAGCCAUAGUGAUGGGAAGGAAUUUUAGCAACAUAGCCCUUCCCUCUAAUUUUACUGAUGAGAAUCUGAGACUUGGAGAGGUUCGGUGACAUUUUCAAGAUCACACAGCACUGCUGUCCACACUGCCAAUUACCAUGCUGAUUUUGGGAAACACUUAUACACAGAAAAAGAGCCCAUUUUAAGAAAAAGACAUCUUCAUGGUCCAAGGCGUCUGUGUUUUGUAAAAUGUCCGUGGCUUGAGUAGUUUGUCCAGGGAUCUGACAAUUCUUAUCUUGCCUCUUGUGCAGUGCCUUGUGCUAGGUUUAUCCUUUCCUGAUCCCCACUUCAAUAACAAGUCACAGGAAAUGUCCUCCUAAGAAGUCAACCCCACUUUGUUUCUCCAUAUCAGACUGAGUGUCUCAAAUCAUCUCAUGGAGUUCUGCGAGUAAAGGCAUGGCACACUUAGAAGUACUUUUUGUAGUUCUUAUUAUCUUCAAAAGGAAUUAUUGUGUGCAUGUGUUUGGGAUGCGGAGAUGAGGAAGGAUAAUGUGAUUUUUCAGCCAGUCCUCAUAUUUUUAUAAAUGACAUGGUCAUUGGAAUAUCAGUUCUCCAUAAAAAUUAGAAGUGCAGUGGUGUUAAUACUUAUUCAUACUAUCCUUUUAAAAUAACAAUAAUAAUACAACUGUAAUGGUAGAAGCAACAAGUAGCACACUUCAGAGGAGCUACUUUCUAUCUAUCCAAAUGAAGGAAUAAAUAGAAGCAAACCUUUCACUUACUCCUUUCAUGGUUGUAGCACAUUGCCAGAAUUUGUGCUCACUCUGGGAGCCGUGAGUGUAAUCACAUUCUGGAAUAUGACAAAUGUCAUACAUUCCACACUGUGUGGCAGCCAUCUUUUUAGACUCAGGUGUUUUGGAGAAAUAAGGAAGUUCUUGGCUAAGUACUGUUUGGGGCUUUCCAGAACAUCUCUGCCCUCUCACACCAGAGGUAGUACCCUGUCUGCUAAUUCAAAUUCCAGAUAAUUUGCUAAAAUAACAUUGUACAGUUAAGAGAUGGAAGAAGACCAUGUCAGUGCAUUAUGUUUAUGGAGAAGUUAGAAUGCUGCCUUUUCAGAAAAUCUCUGCAAGGUGUCACUUAAAAAAUUCAGGUUCAUGGGAGAAAUCUCAAGGUAGCCACCUUUUCACAAUUGUGUGGAUGUAACAGGGGAUCUUUCUGGACUCCCACCUAUCUAUGUAUUUUGGUGUCACCUCAGGACAGGAGGCUGACCUUGUUGUCUUAACAUAUACUGCCUGGUGUUCUCUGUAAUGAGUUGUACCCCAAAGUCCCAUGAACAGAACAACUUCAUUUGAACAACUUUUCCUUGAUAUAAAAUUCCUAGUAAUGAUUUCUUUGAAAUAAAAGUAGCUUGAGCUUUCUUUUAAAAUUGUAUAUCUUGAUUGUUGUCUUAAUGAAGGAUUUCUUCUCAAUGCUGCUUUUGAGCUUCAGGGUGACAGGACAGCAGGAACCUGAAAUGUCUGCCAUAGGAAAUGUACCAAGAGACCUGUCAUGUUCUCUUUUUGUCGUUGCACUGUUGGGUGGGCUUAGCAGUUGGAACAUGAACAAACUGAUUGUGCAAACUACUUUGUAUGAAGAGUCUAAACACUCAUAAUGCGGCAGCUUAAAGUGUAUACAUAUGCACUAACUUUCAUAACUUAUAUAUUCUCAUGUAUGUUAGUGUACAAUCUCUUGUUAUCAAAAUUGCUCAUUCACAUAUGGAAUAUGUUACUUAAAAUGUGUGCAUUUUUACUGAAAAUGUUUUCAAAGGAAGGCAUCCACUGAGGGCUAAUUGCCACCAAUCUCAGCCUACCACCAUCCUUGGAAAUGUAUCUUCCAAGUGCCAUCCAUCAUCAGCGGGACAAGUGUCGGGAGUUUGUUUAUAUUUCUGGUAGCAACAGUAGGUUACAUGGAGCCAUCAGACCUCUUUCUGUCCUUCUUGUGAUUAAUGUCAUGUGAUUGUAAAACAGAGAGCUGGGGUUGGCAGAUGGGCUAGAAAAGAAUUGCCUUUACUUUAAAAUGUAUGUGGUCCCAUAAUGAUUGUGAUCUCAUUCUGUAAUCAACUGAGGUAGUUCCAAUAAAGUGAAGCAGGUUUCAAUCCA